AUGCCGACUGAUCCAUCACUGCUCCAAAUUCAGGACUUCCCCACCACGGCGCUGACCUUUGAAGCCUGGGUCAGCUCCUCGGACUUCUGCCAUGCGGGCACCAUCAUGUCAUAUUCAAAGGACAGUAAGGCAACAGACGAGGACCAGAGGAUUGCAGACUUCAACCACUUUGUGGUGUUUGACCCACGCAACCUGCUGGCCUGCCACGAUUACAAGUUCAUCGAUCUGAAGCCAGAUCCUCAGAACGUCUCCUGCCAUUCCGGCUUCAUCAACGUCACCGGCCACGACACCACCGCAAA
Molecule: messenger RNA, 299 nt
Organism: Monoraphidium neglectum
Lineage: Eukaryota; Viridiplantae; Chlorophyta; Chlorophyceae; Sphaeropleales; Selenastraceae
Exons: 3
Source: RefSeq, a predicted model, not a curated record